This is a messenger RNA of Limulus polyphemus (Atlantic horseshoe crab), 8860 nucleotides long. Its product is annotated as rho GTPase-activating protein 44-like. Gene Ontology annotation, molecular function: GTPase activator activity; protein binding. The record is from RefSeq and is a predicted model, not a curated record. The transcript has 16 exons. Gene Ontology annotation, cellular component: cytoplasm; intracellular anatomical structure. Lineage: Eukaryota; Metazoa; Arthropoda; Merostomata; Xiphosura; Limulidae. Gene Ontology annotation, biological process: regulation of Rac protein signal transduction; signal transduction; positive regulation of GTPase activity. Bases 303 to 3062 code for a protein of 919 amino acids.
UAGUCAAGUCUGCGAGCGCGAUGCUGUUUGCGUAAGGAAUGUAUAAACAAACAUUGAGUUUGACUCUGUAGUGGUAUGAUACUGGGAUAUGAAAUGUUUGUGAAAAAUAUGAUAUAAAAAGGUAUUAGUUUUGAGUUAGGAAUACCAUUCUGUGCAGAAAAUAACAUGUUACCAAAGAUAACGUGAAAUAUAACUACAAACUUAGCUUAAUAUAAGUUAUCUUAAAGUAGUUAAAAGUUAGUCACUCAGUCACAAGUUAGUGUUCUUUUUCAAAUUUUUGUCUUCAGCCAACCAAUGUGAAAAUGAAGAAGCAAUUCCUCAGAGUUAAACAGAUAGCAGAUCAAACUUUUCUUCGUGCGGAGAGGACUGAAGUCUUGACAGAAGACCUAGUGAGUGCUGAGAAACGUGUUGAACUAAUUAAACAUUCAUGUCAGAAUACUGCAAAAAAAACAGCAGCAUGUUUACAAACUGGAGGAACAGAUGUUUCAGUCCCAGAAAAACGAAUGAAAAAACUGCGAGAGGUUGUGUUGUCUCAGUGUAUGUAUGAGAACAGUGGAGCUCUAGGAGAAACUUCUAUCUUAGGUAUAAUCUUUGGAAAAGGUUCAUCACUACAAGAGCAAUUAGGAAGAAAAUUACUGCAGUAUGAAAUAAAUGUAGAGGACCAUCUUUUAUCACCGAUUGGAGAGUUCUUAGAGAAUGAUGUUCGCAACAUUAGCAAGUUGAGAAAACAUCUUAACAAGUUAACAUUGAAUAUGGAUUCCACACGAUCUAGAUAUCAAACAGCAAUUCGUCACAGCCAACAACAGACUGGAGGAGGGUUAAACACUGCCACAGCAAAAGCAGAUGUCUUAAGAGAAGAAUUAGAAGAUGCCUCAAUGAAAGUUGAACAAUGCAAGGAUACUUUAGCAGCAGAGAUGUUUGCCUUUCUCAAACGAGAACCUGAAAUUGCACAGUUAUUUGUGGAUUGGUACAGGUACCAAGCAGAUUACCAUCGUACGGCAUUGAGUAUCUUAGAAGAAUGGAUUCCAUUACUUGAAAAUGAUAUUAGGAAUUUUAACCAAAAGCCAGUAUAUGGAACACCAUUAAUUGAACACCUUAGGGUUACCAAUCGAGAGAUAGCAUUGGUGAUAGAAAUUUGUGUUUGUUGCUUGUUAGAAUAUGGCAUGGAUGAAGAGGGCCUAUUUAGGAUUGGUGGGAGUGUAUCAAAAGUGAAGAAACUGAAAAAUUCUUUUGAUGCUGGUAUUGUAGUUGACAUGAGUGAAUACAGUCGAGACCCCCACACUGUUGCAGGUGCUUUAAAGUCAUACCUUCGUGAACUUCCAGAGCCUCUUUUGACCUUUGACCUCUAUGAUGAGUGGAUGAAUGCAGCAAAAACUACUGAUUCUGAGAUGAAGAUACAAGCACUACAGUUGGUAUUACAACAACUGCCUGAAGCCUACUAUAAAAACUUGAGAUACAUCAUCAAAUUUUUAGCUAAGCUGGCUACCAGAGCUGAAGUAAACAAGAUGUCCCCACAAAACAUAGCCAUAGUUAUUGCUCCCAAUCUUAUCUGGAACUCUGAACAGGACUCUUUACAGUUAGGUAUGAAUAUGUCAGUUGCCAACUUCCACAGUAUCAUUGUGGAGUACUUAGUGAAUCAUGCUGAUCAGUUUUUUCCUGGAGAGACUCGCUUUUACGUAUCAACUUCGAACCUGGACCGUUCAGAUUGUUCAGGCAGUACUGGAGACUCUGAGCCAGAAGGAAGUUCUCCUGAGAGUUUAACUUCAAGUCCUGUUUGUAACAGUCCAAAGCCUAUACAUCGUCCAGGCAAAAAGCAAGCACCUCCAGCCCCUGGUGGUCAGCCAAAAGACAAGCCUAGAAUAUCAGAGAAGUCACUUUCACAAAGCUUUCCUUUUGAUGCCUGUGAGGAAACAUCCUCUGUUUAUUUUGGGGUAUCUGAUUCAACUGAGAAACAUUCUAAGUAUGAUAAAAUUGACAAGCAGUCAUCAGCUUUCUCCCAAAAUGUGAUCGGAACUUCAGAAAAACCAGAUCGACUCACCAUCUUGCAAUCCCAUGAAAAUCUAACAGGUAUUUCUAUGGAAAAAUGUCCUGUGGUAAAACCCGAAAAACCUGAGCGACCAGAAAAAUCAAACAAAUAUUUAUAUUCUACUAAUUCUUUAGAUCGUAAAAAUAUGACAAAAAGGGGAGAAAAGCCACCCACAGCUCCUCGUUUCUCAAAAUUAAGUAGUCACAUUGAGAAACCAAAUGUUCCUCCUCCUGGUAUUCCUGUGAGAAACCAUGCAAGUUCAGUUGAAAGACCAUCUGUUCCACCUCCACAAGUACCUAGCAAAUCUGAUGUAUUGUUGAAGUCAAUUGGAUCAUCCGAAACUGUAAAAGAGGUUGUUUUACCAGGAAGUAUUAUGAGAAACACAGAAUCUUCCAGUUUUAAGUUAUCUGUUCCAGAUAUUGAAACAAAUAACUUGUGUGUAUUAGAACCUAUGGUUUUAUCAGGUGAUGAUUCAGGUGGUGGUGGGGAAGGCACAGAAGAAUCAAAUGAAAUUCCUCGGAUGCAAACCAGUAAUGGUGAAUCAGAAUUUAUUUGUAAAGAAAGUUCAGGAAAUGGCAGAAAAAACCCACAAACUUUCUCACCCUUUGAGCCGGAAUGUUCAGUUAAACAGGAUAAAUGGAACUUUCUAACUUUUCAGACUAUUGAAAAACCACCCGAAAGGCCUCCUCGCACCAUUCCACUUCCUGUUGAAACUGGCCACAAGGAUAAUGAUUUAGCUGAUGAGUCUUCCAGUGAAAGUUUUGAAGAAGUCAAACCUUGUGUACAUCUGACUCGGAAAGAUCAACCUCCAGAACGUCCUCCUAGAACCAUUGCCCCUCUCAGUAUUCACUUAGAUCCAGAAUUAUCUGUUAAACAACCCAGUGACAAAGAGUAUUGUACAGUAAUCCCGGUUGGAGGAUUGGGCACAACUACUGAACCAUUUUAUUUGAACACCAUAAAUAGCCAACCAACUCGUCCCCAACCACCACCUAUUAGACCAAGAGCUAGUGGUGUUACUGAAGAUAACCAUCUGUAAGAUAAGUUUUUUAGUAUUAAAUUGUUACCAAAGUUAUUGAGCUACUAGAAUGUUACAGCUUCUAAACAAAAUAUAUAUAUUUUUUUUCUCAGUUAUUUUAAUAUAACACAAUUUCUCUUGGUGCCUUACAAAUAUAUAUCCAAUAUUCUAGUCUUUUUUUAGAAAAAAAAGAAUAUUUAAACAAAGUUAUUAUUUGAUCCAAAGUUUGAUAGAAAAUAAUUGUUUUACAUUGAUGUUAGUAAAUGUAUUUAAUUCAAUUAGUCAAAGAUAUGACCGUACACACAAAACAUGGAAUUUGUUCAUCUUGUUCUGAGAUCAAAAUAAAACAUGUCAUUUACGUGAUACAUUAAUACAAUAUAUAAAACCACAGUCAGCAAUCUGUAAAUUACUGAUUAAGCAUGGAAAAUUCAGAUGAUACUUAGAUAAUUUUAUGAAUACAUUUCUCUGUAAAAGUGCCAGUGAAAACAUUUUCAUGCCAUCAAUAACAGUGAAGUAAAAAGAAAUAUCAUAUUAAUAAUUUAAGUGUGGAAAACAGAAACAAUGUAUACCUCAUCAUUUGAUAUUGUAAUGUGAAAAAACGAAUGCAACAUGCAUGAAACAUCAGGUGAUUUGAUAAGCUAUAAAACCAUUUCAGUAUCAAAUAAAAGUGUAACUGAUAGGUUUGUUUCAACAGCAUCUUAAAUGUACUGUAAAUCAGUAACUAUAGUUCACUUAUUAUUUCUUAUGUUAUUUAUCAUGAAACUUUGCUGUUUUCCAAACUUAAGUAAACAUUUUCUUCACACUAUUCAAAUUCAAUGUGUAUGUUAUGGAAGUUAAAAUCAUUAUUUUGUAUAUGUGUGUGUGUUCCAUUGUUCAGGCCAUCUGUUGUAUGUCUUAAAUAAAUUAUUAAUGGCUGUACGUAACUGAUAAAGUAAGUUGAUCAGCUUGUUUUAAGUGUACUUUGUUUUCAGUACUAACAAAAACUUGCAAACUCUUGUGUGUUAAUAUCAGAGAAAGAAAAAGACCCUGUAGCUAUGUCGACAAGCUCAACUGCACGUUAACUGUGAGCCUCAUGCUCAAAAGUUUCAUAUAAUAGUCUAAUUCCUAUUAAAGUUAAAAAUCUUUUAAUGAGGGAACCAAGCUAACCAAUUUUCAUAUUUAACUGACAACUUACAUAUUUCUAUAAUUUCUUUUCAGGCACAUUGUGCUACUAUGUUUAAGAGUAAAAAACACAAAAACUGAAAUUUUUUUGGCACAAUGAAAUGUAACAUCUUUAUUAUCAGUUACAGGUCACACUAGCCAUGAUGAUGGUAAUAGUUACAGAAACUAGUCGGUUGUAACUAAUAAUAAUAUAUUUUACCUUCUAUUGUGCUAAAAGAAUGUUGUUGUUUUUUACUCUAAAUUAAAUAUUUCUACCCAGAGAAAUCAAAAUUGUGAUAUCAAAUGCUGUGGUAUUAUUUCACAAAGAUGUUUUACUUUAAUGAUAAUUGUGGUUGUCAAAAAGAAUGCUUUUAUUUUUGUAUUUGUUAAAUAGGAAAUUACAAAACUGUUGUUUUUUUGUAGCUGUGGUCUAGCAAGCUGACUUAAGUGGCUUUUCUCUAAUAGAUUGUUUUAUCAAUAGAAUAAUGGAGUUCUGUAAUUUUUUUGUUUUUAGUUAAUCAAAUUUGAUUAUCUGUUUUAUGAAGUUUUGAAUAGAAAUUCCUCAGUAUUACCUCCCACCUCCCAAAAAUGACGACAGCAUUAUAAAUUGGUAACAUGAAACAAAAACUUUAGAUUUGAUGAUGUGUCUGAUUGUCUGAAGAAUUAACAAUGUGUAUCUUCUUUUUUUUUUAAAGAGAAUGAAUACUUUGUAAUUCAUAUAGUGAUAUUUGAAUUUUUAGACACACUUUUAUAUAUAAACCAAGAGUACUAGCAUGCCCUGUAACAUUAUUAUAAACUUAGCCAUUUCUCAUUGGCUCUAGGUGCACAUCAAUUCUUAAUGAGGGUGCAACAUGUUGUACCAUUUUGUUAAUUGAUAUAAGUGAAAUAGCAAUGGUUGUGUUCACACUUAAAUGUAGGACUUCGAAUAUUUAUCUAAACUUUUGCAGUAUUAGAUUGAAGGAAUCUCAUGGGAAUAAAUAUUCUGAGUAAGCUCAGUGGCCAGUUUUGAAUCUUGUUUUUUUAUGACCUGAUUUGAAUGUAAAAUGGUUAAAAGUUGCCAUAUUUUUGAAUAGUAUUUCUCUUAAAAAUUUAUAAAUAUUAUAUGUUUAUUAUAAUAAAUGUAAAAACUAAUUUUCCCUGAAAUAGAAAUUAUGGGUUUUUCUUUACGUUAUUCUUGUAUCCCAUGUGAAAAUAUUGAACAGAUUUAAGUUAUUUCUUCUAGUACUACACUAGUCUUUAGUUUUAAAAAAUCUCUUGUAUAAAUGCUUUGUAGUCUAUACACUUGUGUGUGUAGACAAGAUAAUUCUGAGAUUUUUACAAUCUUUUGAUGUAAAAAUUUUAAUUGUUUUUUACUUGAUUUUUUUUCUCAGUUAUUGGACAUGAUAUUUAAACUUUUCAUAAGUCUUAUUGGAAAAGUCACAAGGGAACUUAUCCCAUUUAUUUCUAUGUUAAAUGCUAUAUGUAUGCUCAUUCUUAGAAUCUCCAACAUCAGUAGAAUUAAGAAUACUAGCAGAAAUGCUGCCCUAUAGGUGGCUGUUUGUAUUAGUAAUUACUAAUCAUAGUAUUCAUACUUAAUUCUAAAAAGUUGUUAGAAGUGAACGUUUUCAUCUUCACAUAUUGCAACAUUUUUCUUAGCCUGUCUUCUUUUUUGCUUGAGAGAUUCUUGGGCUUGUUGUUCCUUUUGCCAUCUUGCUCAUUCUCUUCAUUCAUUAUCAUCUUUAUACUUUUUGGCCUUCCCAUUUUGGAUGGCUUUCUUUGUAUCCUCUUCUUGUAAGUUCAAAACAUACCCAAAGAAUACAGGAAAGUCUGUAAACAAUCAUCAUUUCAUCUCUGCAUCAAUAUGUUGAUAUUUAAAGAAUUUUCUGUACUUUUGGUGACAUACAUAGAUACUGAUGCUAAUGCUAUGUCCACUAUAGUCAGAUUUGAACUGUAAUGUUUUUGUUUAAAUUUUCUGUAGCUGCUUAUAUUUUUUUAUCAAACAGAUCUUAUUCACAUUGCAUAAAUUUAAGAGUUAGCUUAAAAGUAAAACCAAACUAUUGGAACUAAUGAGUAAUCAAGAAUAAUAAAAUAUAUAUGAAGAAUUUUUUAGAAUGUUAAUAAUUACAGUAUAAAUUCUCUUGGUUUUAUAUCAUGCUUCUUUUAGCAUCAUAUUUCUUAAUAUUUUAAAACAAUCCUUUAAUUUGUUUAUUUUUUAAUAUAUAUGUCAUUAUAUUUCUUCAUGCUUUAAAAGAUCAUGGUUAGUUUUGGUUUUGUACUGGCACAUUUCAUAACAAGGAUUAUUAGUUGUCACGAUGUCUUAUUGUUUGUCAUAAUAAUGUAGUAUUAAAGACUGAAAAAAUUAUAGGAUAAGAAUAUUGGGUUCAAUGUGUAAUUAUUCUGUACUGUAAGAGGCAUACCUGACUAAAGAUAUUUUAUAAUGUUUAUGGAAGGGUCAAAUAAGUAGUUCAAUUACACUGCACUAUUAAUGUUAGUCUGUAACUGUCAUUAUUUAUAUAAAGCAUGCUUAGACACUUCAAAGGAAAUUACUCGACUCUUUCUACGUUUCAUUUAUUUGUUAUUUUGAACCACUUGGUUCUGAAACAUGCACAUGCCCACGCAAAGAGAACAGGAACUUAGUUAUCAGUUCUAUAAAAGUUUCUCCCUGGUAAGUGCAUAGUAUUAUCUUUCAUAUUUUAAAUGACUGAUGUAUUCGUACCUUAUGACUCGUAAUGGGGGAGUGAUCAAGUUAGUUAUGUUUUAUGGCUGAUGCAAUCGUAACUUGUGUAUUGCUCAACUUAACUGCACCAACUGCUGCGCUGGAGAAACUAACAUCACAGACAUUUUUAUUAUUAAGUACAAAAGUCUUUAAUGAUUAACACUUAAAUUACCAGUUCUUCUUUUAAUAUUGUUUCUUAAGUCAUUCUUGGGCCAAAAGAUUUAUUUCCAAAAUUAUAACAUCUAAUAUUCAACCACACACUUAGUUUAAAAAAAUUGAUAAACCCUUACAUAUGUUGAGACUGUCAAACGUUUUAAAACUAUAAGAAUGAAUGUAAGGUAUCAUUUGAUUAAGUUGCAUCUCAUAAUAUAAUAAAAUUCUGGCUGUAGGUUACUGAUGGUUUGCUUACAUUUUAUAUGAUCACUUAUGGAUCUUACUUGAUCUAGAAGUACUUGGUUUGUCAGUUUACUGAAAUAAUAAUUUAACAGUUGGAUGUUUUAGGUCUUUUGCAUUUAUUUAGGGUCAGUCUUCCUUGCUCUUACCAAGUGUUGUUCUGAAGUUCCGUAUAUUUAUGAUGUGGACUAUAUAUACUUCAAAAUAAUAUGUUUAAUUUAGAAAUUCUCAUUAAACAUUUGUUAAUCAGUGUUUUGAAUAUGUAUGCUCAGUUAGAAUAUGUUCAUUUUGGAAGAUUAAAUUUCAAUUACAUACUAGCUCAACAGAUUAUUCAACAUAAAUGUAUUAAGAACUUUGUUGAAUCUUAUUUUGCAAUAUUUGAAAAUCUCUUUUUUUUUUUUUGGUUCAAAUCUCCUGUUAGUUAUUUAGUGAUUAAAUAUAAAAUUGUUUACCUAUGUUUGUUUUGGAGUUCACUGAAAUUAUAAGUUAAGUUCUUUAUCAGUUUAAUUUAAUAGCACAUAAUUCAGAUUUAUCUGUGUAAAUUGUUAUUUUAACAUAUUGUUAAUAAUUAUGUGAAAGUUGUAAUAUUUAAGGAGGGCAUGUUUCUCAAAAAAUAAAAAAUCUAUACACUGAUUUUAUUAAGAUAAAAUUAACAUUAUGCAGCUUAUGGAUGUUAAUAGUUUAAUUAUUAUGAUUUCACUUGGUUGUAAAUGAUUAAAAGCCUCUAAAAAAUAGUAAAAACAUUGUGUUAGAAUAUUUUUAAUACCAAAAAAAUCUUGGUUAUGUAAUGCUUAAGUCAUUAAAAUCCUACGUAUGGGACUUCAUGAAUUUACAAAUGAGAUGAGGUCAUGAUGGGGGGAUUUGAGGUUACUUUUUAUAAGAUUUUCCCAUUUUUGAAAGAUUUAAGUAGAUGUGCAAAGAGCAAUAAAAAUGUAUUUAUAUUAAAAGGCAGUUUUAAUCUUAUUGAUAUGAAAUACAUACAUAUUUUUUACUAUUCCUGUUUACAUUUAAACUGCUGGUGUUCUUUUGCUGUUAUAGUGUCUUGUGAGCACAAUAAGAAACUGUUUAAUGACCAUUGUUUACUAAAACAUUUAUAUAACUUUGUGCAAUAUUAAAAGUGUAAACGUAGGACAGUUAUUAUUAUUUAGUGGAUAAAAAAUUAUAUUUUGUAGAACAAGUACAUGUAAGAACAGUAGUAAUAUAUUUUUGUUGUCCAAUGUGAUAAUUUUUCUGUUAAAAAAAUUUAAAAAUUCAUUUGUAUUAGGUAUCAAAAUUAGAACUGAACAGAAACGUAGUAAGUACUUGUUUUUUUGUGAUUUAAGUAAAAAUAUUUUGAUAUGUUAUGGAAGUAUACAUAAUUUGUUUCAGCAAAUGCACAUGUUGCUGAGUGAUGUUAGUGAAAAAGAAGUAAUACAUUUAACCAGUAUUUCUCCUAUUCUUCAGUACUUUUGUAUCAUGUAUUUUUUAGACAAGAUCAACUGUAGAACUGAGUGAGAAGUUUUUGAGAAAAACAUUCUUUAAAGACUAUUUACUAUUUUACUUGUAAUAUUCACUUUAACAAUAAAGCUUGUCAAGCAAACCUUGAAGAGAA